CAUGAGUUGAAUAUCCACUUCUGAUCGACCUUGCCUUGACACCUAAACUGAAGUACUUCAUUGUGAAACCUACCAACUACAACAUCUUUCGAAAAUGACUAUGAACACAGUUCUUAAAUGUUUUUCUCGUGGUUACGCUACGACCGCUCCCCGCGCUACGGAUUCUCUUCAAAACCUUUACAUUUCUGCUUUGAAAUCUUACAAACCCAAGGCUACUCCCCCUGCUGCUGCUGUUGAAGCAAAGGAAUGGGCAAUGCCUGCCGCUCCUACCGCUCCCAACUAUGAUCUCGAUGUUUCCUCUGCUUUAGAUUCCUACAAGUACGAGGGUGAAACUAUUGCUGCCAAGUCAUCCCAACAAGGUGAAAGCUUGGACUUUAUGGAAAUGUAUACAAAGGAUGAAGUAGCUCCCGCCGCUGAGCAUUAAGAUGCUUGAUUUGCUAAUAACCGUUUUGAUGCAAUUUUCUUCUUUCAUAAGGCGAUAAUUGAUUGUUUAACCUACAACGUCGGAAGCCUAAUCCUUCUCUUGACUUCUUCUCGACUAAAUACUUUCCCCUUCUCAUUCUACUUUGAUUCAGGUUUUGUUGAAUUUUGAGAAGUUUAUAUGCCGAUGUUCCACAAUUGGCCAAUUCUAUCUAGCAAACAUAAAUGGUACUGUUCUUGUACUCGUUCUUCUAACCAUGUUACAAACCUUGAGUGUCUCUAUAAUCAGAGAUCGCAUGGAGACGAAGAUGGUCAGUUCAGUUUCGUUUCAACCAGUUCAAAGUACUUUGAACAGAAUUUAUGCUAGGAUCCAACUUUCUCAAAUACAAC
This is a messenger RNA of Schizosaccharomyces octosporus yFS286, 810 nucleotides long. Its product is annotated as F1-ATPase subunit H. The transcript has 5 exons. Lineage: Eukaryota; Fungi; Ascomycota; Schizosaccharomycetes; Schizosaccharomycetales; Schizosaccharomycetaceae. The record is from RefSeq and is a predicted model, not a curated record. Gene Ontology annotation, biological process: proton motive force-driven ATP synthesis. The coding region runs from base 95 to 424 and encodes 109 amino acids.